GCGGGAAAAAUUCGUCUGCUAGAUAAUUAUAUUUUUUCGAUUUUUUUUUCCACUCCGCUCCUGAAGUUUAAAAUUGUUUAAAAACAUUUAAUGGACAUUGUAAAAUUAAUUUUCGCCAACAAAAAUUUAUAUAAGAGACAUUUAAUAAGAGCUUGUAAUAAUUAUGUGGACAUAGAUCAGCAAACAGUUAAGUUUGAAACAAGUAUUUAAUUUAUAAACCUGUGAUCAUUCUGUCAUUAAAAGUCUGAGGGGGAAAAAAAAACCAAUAAUAUUAAGACAUUUUAGUUUUAUAUACGAUUAAAAGAGGAAGAAUUUAAAUUAAGAUGUCUCUACAAUUUUUGGUUGCAUUUGAUUUUGAUCACACAAUUUGUGAUGACAAUUCAGAUAUCGUUGCUCGAAAAUUAAUAUCAAGUGAUAAAAUUCCUGAUACUGUGAAACGAAUGUAUCAACCUGAUAAUUGGAAUGCUUAUAUGGGAACAAUUUUUCAAUUACUUAAUGCAAAUUUCAUUGAUGUGAAAACAAUUAAAGAUGCCAUAAAUCGAAUACCAUCAGUAAAUGGAAUUGAUGAUCUUCUAAGUGAAUUACAUUCGCGUAAUUGUGAAAUAAUUAUAAUUAGCGAUUCAAAUUCAUUAUUUAUAGAUUGGUGGUUAAAACACAAAGGUCUGAGUCACACAGUUAAAGAAAUUUUCACUAAUCCAGCAACAAUAAAAGAAGAUAUGCUUAAAAUAGAAAUGUAUCAUGAACAAGAUCAUUGUAAAUUAAGUAGCAAAAAUUUAUGUAAAGGACAAAUAUUAGAUGAUUAUAUUUCAAAAAGAUCAUUGGAGGGAAUUAAUUUUAAACGAAUUAUUUAUGUUGGCGAUGGAAAAAAUGAUUUUUGUCCAAUAUUAAGACUUUCUGAAAAUGAUGUAGCUUGCCCAAGAAUUGGCUAUACAUUGGUGAAUAUAUUAAAAAAAACAAAUGAAGAUAAAUCACAACAAGUGAAGGCUAAAGUUAUUCCUUGGGAAACUGGAAAUGAUAUUUUAGAGAAUUUGAAGAAUUUAAAUAAUAUUGAAAAUAAUUGAGAAGGAAAGGAAAUUAUUAUCAUAUAAUCCUUAUUUUACGAUUUAUUCUACGGUGAUGAUUUUUUAAUAAACGAAUUUGUGAAUUUUUAUUACAGCAAUAAAUUUUCUAAAUGAUUUAAA
Messenger RNA from Leptopilina boulardi, 1181 nucleotides. RefSeq names its product pyridoxal phosphate phosphatase PHOSPHO2-like. The transcript has 2 exons. The record is from RefSeq and is a predicted model, not a curated record. Gene Ontology annotation, molecular function: phosphatase activity. Bases 324 to 1061 code for a protein of 245 amino acids. NCBI's taxonomy places the organism in Eukaryota, Metazoa, Arthropoda, Insecta, Hymenoptera, Figitidae.